Molecule: messenger RNA, 1961 nt
Organism: Prunus mume (Japanese apricot)
Lineage: Eukaryota; Viridiplantae; Streptophyta; Magnoliopsida; Rosales; Rosaceae
Source: RefSeq, a predicted model, not a curated record
ACUAAAUCAACAGACGUAUCCAACGGGGAAAUACAGAAAUUUCUUCCUCUGUCAGCGUAGGAAAGAAAAAUCCCAACUCCGCACAUAGCCUACUUCUAUAUAUAACGUUCAUGUCGAAGCUAAGUAUCCCAAACACAAACACAACCACAAAAACCAAUCCCAUCCCAAUUUUUAUCACAAACACAAACACAACCACAAAAACCAAUCCCAUCCCAAUUUUUAUAAAACCUAUACUUCAUCUUCUUUUCAACUCCCAAACAUGGUUAGCCAAAACCGACCAUUCCAUGUAUUCUUGUUCCCUUUCAUGGCUCAUGGCCACAUGAUACCAGUCUCAGACAUGGCCAAGCUAUUGGCAGCUCAAGGAGUGGAGACAACCAUAAUCACAACCCCUCUAAACGCCCCAACAUUCUCUAAAGCCACCCGAUCAAGAAAAACCAACUCCGGCAGCUGCGGCAUCGAAAUCAAAAUCAAAACCAUCAAGUUCCCUUCUCAAGAGGCUGGGCUGCCAGAAGGGUGUGAGAAUCCGGACUCACUUCCCACACCAGAAUUAGCCAGUAAUUUCUUCAAAGCAGUGGGCUUGCUCCAAGCACCACUCGAACAGCUUCUGCUUGAAGACCAGCCAACUUGCCUUGUGGCGGACAUGUUUUUUCCUUGGGCAACUGAUGCCGCUGCAAAAUUUGGCAUUCCAAGGCUGGUUUUUCAUGGGACUAGUUUCUUUUCCUUGGCUGCAUCAGAUUGUGUGAGGCGAUAUGAGCCUUUCAAGAACACUUCAUCUGAUUCAGAACCCUUUGUGAUUCCCAAUUUUCCUGGGGAGAUCAAGAUGACAAGAGCCCAGGUCCCUGAUUUUGUUAAAUACAAUAUUGAAAAUGACUUGACCCCGUUGAUAGAACAGGCUAAGGAAGCUGAGGUGAGGAGCUAUGGGAUUGUUGUCAACAGUUUCUAUGAGCUUGAAUCAGUUUAUGCGGAUUAUUUCAGAAAGGUAUUGGGGAGGAAGGCAUGGCAUAUUGGUCCUCUUUCUUUGUGCAACAGGGACAAUGAAGAAAAAGCAUACAGAGGAAAGGAAGCCUCCAUUGAUGAGCAUGAAUGUUUGAAGUGGCUUGAUUCAAAGAAACCCAAUUCAGUGGUCUAUGUUUGCUUUGGGAGUGUGGCUAAGUUCAACAAUUCUCAGCUAAAAGAGAUUGCAAUUGGCCUUGAAGCCUCUGGGGUGGAGUUCAUUUGGGUUGUGAGGAAAGGCAAAGAUGAUUGUGAUGUGGGCAAAGAGGAUUGGUUGCCUGAAGGGUUUGAAGAGAUGAUGGAAGGAAAAGGGCUAAUCAUAAGAGGGUGGGCUCCACAAGUCCUGAUUCUUGAUCAUGCGGCUGUUGGGGCUUUUGUGACUCAUUGUGGAUGGAAUUCAACAUUGGAAGGAAUUGCCGCUGGGCUGCCUAUGGUGACAUGGCCGGUGUCUGCAGAGCAAUUUUACAAUGAGAAGUUGGUGACCCAAGUGCUGAAAAUUGGAGUUGGUGUUGGUGCUCAGAAGUGGUGCAUUAAAGUUGUGGGGGAUAUUGUAAAGAGGGAAGCUAUUGAGAAAGCUGUGACUCAGAUUAUGGUGGGUGAAGAAGCAGAGGAAAUGAGAAGCAGAGCCAAGGGACUAGCAAAGCAGGCAAGAAGGGCUAUUGAAAAGGGAGGUUCAUCACAUUCUGAUUUGAAUGCUCUCAUUGAAGAGUUGAGUUCCCAUAGGUAAAGUUGGACCUCACAUACGUACAAAAUGAGAUAUUACUUUGAUGUGGAGAGGGAAGAUAGGGUGUUAUGUUUUUUCCCCAUAGUUAAUGCCAUUUUGCAUAUCGUUUGAAAAAGAAAAGCAAAAAACAGAUAUUAGGUUGAUGCAUUUGUAAACGUUGAUGAGAAAAAUGGUUAAAAUGUAUACUAGUCGUUGGGUUUUUGAAAUAGCCCCUUUGUGUUGAUGGAAUAUGAGAUUAUGAGAA